AUGCUCCUCCAAUGCUCUCAUCUGCUUAGCUAUGGCAGUUUACUCGGCAUCCAGGUCUUUCAGACCUGCGUGAAUGGCAUUGUGGCCUUCCAUUCCCUACCGCGUCCCUAUUUCUCUGUUCUCCAGACAGCCAUCUUCCCGGUCUAUUUCUCUCUACAGGCCUUCUUACCCCUGGCCGUGGUUGCAACCUCGCUGGGCUUCAACAAGGGCCAACUGCUGUCUUCCAAGAGCAUGGCUGUCGUCUUUGGGGCCGGAUUGCUCAACCUGCUCGUGUUCCGCCCGUUGACCUACAAGGUCAUCACAGAGAAGAAGCGUCAAGAAAUUCGCGACAAGAGGAAGAGCUACGAUCCCCCGCCGCAUUCGCCUGCCAUGGUUGCGCUGAAUCGUCGCUUCGUCUGGAUCCAUACAACUUCCAUUCUCAUCAACCUGGGCGGCCUGUUAGCGACAAUGGAGUACGGGAUAGCACUGAGCAAAAGAUUAUCAUAG
Penicilliopsis zonata CBS 506.65 is the source of this 486-nucleotide messenger RNA. RefSeq lists its product as hypothetical. Lineage: Eukaryota; Fungi; Ascomycota; Eurotiomycetes; Eurotiales; Aspergillaceae. The record is from RefSeq and is a predicted model, not a curated record. The transcript has 4 exons. Bases 1 to 486 code for a protein of 161 amino acids.